AUGGAUGUGUCCAUUUUCAAUGAUGCUAUUAACUUGUGGGCAUCAUUGAACUUACCAAAGGUUCAAAAGGAUCUCGACGAGAACAUUCUGUCUGUUGAAAACCUGAAGACAGAAUCAUUGGAGUCUCGGAAAUUACUCGCCGGCGAAACGAAGAGGUUCAAGAAAUUAGAAGAUUCAGAGAAAUUGAAUCAGUUUACGAAACUGGUCAAACAGUACCAGAAAGAGGUGGACAGUUUGACAGCCAGGGCGAAAUUCUCCGAAGAUGCACUGUUAGAACUGUAUGCUAAAUUAUCAGAAGCCCCAGAUCCGAAACCGUUGCUGGAAGUUUCAGUAGAUCAAGUUCAAAGUCAGGUUGAGACUUCGGCUUUGAAGACUAAGUUAGCAGAGUUGGAAGAGCGACUAGCGAAAUGCGCCGACUAUGACACCUUAAAAGCGAGGCUGCUCACUAUCGAGCAAAACUCCGCACAGACAUUAGCCAAGAGACUACAGGCAAAAGAAACGGAGAUCAAUUUCGUUUGGGAGGAACGCGAACGGAACUGGUCAGAUCGAGAAAAGGAACUCGCUCGUCAACUGGAGCUCUUGAAGUCUAGCAAUAAGAUUCUGGAGAACAAGAUUGCACAACCCGCUGACGGAUCUGGUACGAGUAUAGCGGAUGCCGAAAAGGUACAUGCUCAACAUGAUAUUCUUUUACAAGAACUGAAUGCCGCACAGGUGAGGAUCAUGGAAUUGCAAGGACGCAAUGAAGAAUUGAGCGGAUCCCUGGCGAAAGCUAACGCUGAGAUGGAAAACGGAUCAGAAUUGAGUUCUAAAAACUCCAAAAUAAGCGCAUUGGAAUCUGAGAAUGCUUUUUUGAGUGCGUCUUUGGAGAGGGAAACCUCCUUAUUGAAAACUCAACUAACGUCGCAGGAGCAAAACGCACGCAUAGUCAAUUCGCAGUUAGCAUCCUUGAAAAGCGAAUCUGAAACGUUGAAAAGAAAGCUCAAUAAUUAUGCUGACUACGAAGAUCUUAAGAAAGAGUUGAUAGCGAUGAAGAAAAUAGAAUUUGGCACCUCUGAUGACGAAGGUGAAGAUGUCGACUCUUCUUUAAAGGCAGCCAAUAAAAAACUACAAUCGAAUCUAGCAGAAUUGAGGGGUCGAAUGCAUGAUGUAGAACAGAAACGAGUUGCCGCUGUGAAGGAAAAUGAGGGUUUGAAAGCACGCACUAAAGAACUAGAAGCUUUAAACUCCAAGCUCGAACUAGAUUUGGAAAAAGUUGACGAUGUCAGCAGAAUGUCAGAUACCGCAAGUAUAAUGUCUGGUGCUACAAGGCAAUUGAACAGAGUUGGCGCUGCUGGCCGUCCUGGAACUGGAAAACUUUCCCCUACCAGUUCUAUAGUAGGCAUUCCGGAGGAUGACGAACCUGUUUUACCUCAGAGCAACUCCUCCAUUCUGCCAAUUGUCACCCAGCAGAGAGACAGAUUCCGCACCAAGAACAUGGAUCUGGAAAGACAGUUGAGAAGCUUUGCAUUAGAGAAAACAAACAUGAAGUCUGAAUUGGCCAAAAUGAAGGCCAACAACGAGCGCUUGUAUGAACGUAUCAGGUUUUUGUCAUCUUAUGAUUCUCAGCAGCGAGGUUCGAGCUUUGACGGCGAAGCUCAAUUCAACAGAUCAUACGAGGAAUCGUUACACCCAUUGGCGGAGUUCAAACAAAGAGAGCUAGACCGCUACAAGAAAAAGCAAAUGACACCUUUAGAAAAGCUGUUCUUGAGUUUUGCUCGGAUCAUUUUAGCAAGCAAGACGAGCCGUAUGCUGUUCAUGUUCUAUUGUUUAGGACUGCAUGGGUUGAUGAUGGCAAUGUGCCUCUAUGUAGCAAGCUUCAGCGGCUAUAUGACGCCCGACGUUGGAGUCGUACAAACGAGCAAAUCAGAAUUGAAGGGACUUGGUAACAUAUGA
This is a messenger RNA of Lachancea mirantina, 1932 nucleotides long. The record is from the annotation of a GenBank genome assembly. NCBI's taxonomy places the organism in Eukaryota, Fungi, Ascomycota, Saccharomycetes, Saccharomycetales, Saccharomycetaceae.